AACAGCAAAUCGAAAAUCUUCAAACAGAGAAAUUAAGUUCUCUGAAAUGAUAGACUGUAAUUAGAAAUUAAAAAAAAAACGCCGAAAUAUCAACCAAAAUUAACCGUGUGCAAUGAAAAUUUAAACUUUUGUAAAAAAUUAUAAAUUUGGCUUCGAUGUACUACUAAGAGACUUGAAUUGCAUUUAAAUGCCCAUCAAGAUCAGCGGUAAUUAAAAUAAGUUCCGGAAACAGAAAGUUGAAAUUGUGGAAAAGAAAUAUUUGUAGCCACAAAAACUAGUUGCAAAAUGGCUAAAGUGAUUUCGCAAGAAACCUUUGACGAUGUGGUGAAGGAAAAUAUCAUAGACUUUUCCAUGAGCCCAGAGGAGGCAAAAGAAGAAACAAUCAAGCAAUUCGAAGCACAGGGUAUAAAUUUGGUUAACAUCAUUAAGGACUUGACCAUAAAUCCAGACACUGGUAAACCUGUGUUAAAUGAAAUAAUUGAUGAAAUAAAAACGUAUAUUGGUCAAAAAUCAACCGAUACUAAGAAGCUGCUGGAGAAUUUGCAUGUCUUGGAUACUGAAUGUCAAAAGUCCAUUUCGCAUCGCGUACUCGCUGGCAAAAACGGUGCUCAUGAAGCGCUCGUGACGCUGCUAGAGCAGGAACUUGCUAACCAAAAAACUGCUGAAGACACUAAACCUAAUUUGGCUGUAUUGGAGGCCUGCCUUAAAGCUGCUAAUAGUUUUACAAAUAAACAACCUGACGUUUUUGACGCAGAGGCACUUUCUGUUAUUCUAAAAUUAUUGGCCAUCGAAGAUGAAAAUAUAAACAUUUUGACACUACAAUGGCAACAAAAGGCAUGUAUAAUGCAUGAAAUAAAUCGCCAAAACAUCGUAAAUGCGGGAGUGGUGAAAAAGUUGAAGCCAUUCGUUUCGAAGCAUAGCAGUGUGUCGCUAAUACGUGAAGUGAUUGCUGCUCUACGCUAUUUAGUGCUGGAUGACGAUAUACGUGUGGAGUUUGGAUGUGCACACGAACAUGCACGUCGCGUUGCAAGUGAAUAUAUUAUUGACUUGACGAAAUUAUUGGGCGAUUACAACGAUCCAAAUGUUUUGGCGGAUUUGCUGUUAACGAUUGGUGCAUUGGCGGUGCGUCAAGAGUUCUGCACAACCAUUGAGGAUGCAGGAGGACUUAAAUUAGUUUUUGAUAUCAUGACAGCAAAUUCAGAUUCUGCGCGUGUAAAUCGUGAAGCUUUAAAAUUGCUCCGGGCCUUGGGUGGAAAUGACACAGUCAAAUCACACAUAGUGCAGCAGGGCGUAGCACCCAUUAUCAAACAAGUGCUGGAAAUACAUUUGACAAAUGAAAAUGUAGUAUCAGCGGCAUUGGCCUGCAUUGCCACGUUGACUUUGCGCAUUAAAGAUAAUAGUGUUAUCUUCUUUGGUACUGGUAUCGCAGAAAUAAUUGUAGAGACCAUCCGCAGGCAUCCUAAUAAUAAAAUAAUUCAGCGUAACGGUGCCUGGGCCAUUCGCAAUAUGGUGUCGCGGUCGCGCGACCAAUGCGAAAGCUGGAUAUCUUAUGGCGUGGAAGAUCUGCUAAAUACUGCCUUGUGUUCCCAUCCCUCUAUACAACAGGAUGUAAAAGCAGCGCUUCGAGAUUUGGGCUGCAAAGUGGAACUUCGCGAAGAAUUUACCGGCGUCGCUGAGAAAAAAAUUAUUGAUAAGUGAGAGGGAGCGUUUUUGAAACGCAAUAGGAGAAAAAAACGGGUGUAGCAUUAUUGGAACUUCAUUUUUAUAUGAUCUUAUACGUUUUGAAAUAAUACCGCUGAAGCUGCUUUUGGCCUAACGCAUUUGCGCCUAGUAUUUGCAUAUUUUGAUAUUAAUACAAAUUACUAACUUUAUUAUUAUAUUUGUUUCAGCGUUUUUCUACAUUCAUAUUCAAAAACAAAAAAAUAAAAAUAACCUCACGGAUACUACGCACUCAUA
This is a messenger RNA of Anastrepha ludens (Mexican fruit fly), 1956 nucleotides long. RefSeq names its product armadillo repeat-containing protein 6 homolog. The transcript is spliced from 7 exons. The record is from RefSeq and is a predicted model, not a curated record. NCBI's taxonomy places the organism in Eukaryota, Metazoa, Arthropoda, Insecta, Diptera, Tephritidae. Gene Ontology annotation, molecular function: protein binding. Bases 286 to 1698 code for a protein of 470 amino acids. Gene Ontology annotation, biological process: hematopoietic progenitor cell differentiation.